AAAAUACAAAAUGUUUGAGUUCAUGUGAGGCCAAGUUGACCUUCUGGAAAGAUGUCAGUAACAAUAAUACAAUUGCAAGAAAAAUAUCUCUACUUUUUUGAAAAAAAUAAUAAGAAAGAAGAAUAAAAUAGGAACUAUAGGUUAAAAAGAUACCUUUUCAAUGGUCAGGAAAAGGAAGCAGAAACAAUAGUAAAACGACGUCAGAUGACAAGACGUGGCCCACCUUUUUAACCAAAUCAAUCUUUGAAAAGUCAACCCUUUUGGUCGGUUCGCUUAUGUAUUUAUAUCAAAAAAUAAAAUAAAAAUUCAGGAAAUCAAUGAAUGAGAGUUUAAUACAAAAAAAAAAGUAUAAUAUAAAUCAUCUCAUCUCGCCGUUUCCGAUGUCAGGCAUGGAACAAGUAAUGAUUCACUCUUCGAGCUUUCUCCUCCCGUCGAUUCCCGCCGACGAAGCUUCAGCAUACGCUAUCGUCGUUCUUAACCAGAAGCUACCACGAUUCACUCCUCUUCUCUGGGAACAUGAGCAGCAAAACUCCGUCUUUGUGCUGAUGGAGGCGCUAAUCGCAUCUACGAUGAGUUACCUCUCUUCUUCCCUCACGAAGACGCUCUCCUCAUCCGUAACAGGUAUAAACCAGAUGUUAUCAAGGGAGAUAUGGACUCUAUUCGCCCUGAUGUCCUCAACUUUUAUGUAAGCUUGGGAACUAAAGUGAUAGAUGAAUCUCAUGAUCAAGACACCACUGAUCUUGAUAAAUGCAUCUUGUUUAUCCGUGACUCUACGCUGAAUCAAGAGAGUAGCAAACUCCAGAUUCUUGCUACAGGGGCACUCGGGGGAAGAUUUGAUCACGAAGCCGGUAAUCUCAACGUCUUGUAUCGAUAUCCAGACACUAGGAUAAUCCUUUUGUCUGAUGACUGCCUCAUCCAACUCCUUCCAAAGACUCAUCGACACGAGAUUCGAAUUCAGCCUUCUCUCCAAGGACCUCACUGUGGACUCAUCCCUAUCGGCGCUCCAUCUGCCAAAACCACAACCACAGGGCUUCAAUGGGAUCUCAACAACACUGAGAUGAGGUUUGGUGGAUUAGUAAGUACAUCGAAUAUGGUUAAAGGGGAGAAAAUCACAGUUGAAUCGGAUUCAGAUCUUUUGUGGACGAUAUCCAUCAAGAAACAAGACUCCACAAGACCUUAGGCGUGGGGUUAACAACAACAACGACACUUUACUAUUUUUUCUACGAUAUCUUUCAUACAUUGCACUACUUCAAUAUUAUUGUUGUCUUUUCACUCUAGCAUCAGGUAGGAAUAAGACUUGUUGGAUGUACCUGAUUACUUAGAUGCCGUUUUUUACGAGAUGAUUUCAAUGAUUUAGUCAUUGUGACUGGAUGA
Molecule: messenger RNA, 1374 nt
Organism: Brassica rapa (field mustard)
Lineage: Eukaryota; Viridiplantae; Streptophyta; Magnoliopsida; Brassicales; Brassicaceae
Product: thiamine pyrophosphokinase 1
Biological process (GO): thiamine diphosphate biosynthetic process; thiamine metabolic process
Molecular function (GO): thiamine binding; ATP binding; thiamine diphosphokinase activity
Source: RefSeq, a predicted model, not a curated record